AUGGCAUGGGGUUCAGAUGGACAGAAAAUUUGUAUAGCUUAUGAAGAUGGUUUAGGAAAUCUUUGCAUCAUAACAGACAUUACCGGCAUAUCCGGUUGCUGCGCGUGUCAGCGGUUGUAUGCAGUCCCUGUGUUGGGAGCAGCGCUUCACUCCCGGCUUUGGCCGUCAACCAUAGACACUUCAUAUACUUCGCGAACGUCAACCGGACCACAAUACGCCUACUAUGGUAAAACACGCUGGCCUAGUCUCUCGGAACUGAAUACUGUCAAUCCUUUUGGGAUACCCUCACUAUCAGGACGGUCUGGUAAGGAGGUCGUGAAGGAUAGUUCGUGUUGGCGUGCAGGUCGAAGCACAAGAACUGCGUUGGUUGCCGCGGCGUCGUCUGCGGGGGGUGGAGGACCCCGCCGCGCCUGCGCCCCGCCCCGCCGCCUGAUGGACGUCCUGCCAGCACUACACGAAACACAAACACUUACUAGGCAAGUACAGUAUCUUUAA
Molecule: messenger RNA, 495 nt
Organism: Danaus chrysippus (African queen)
Lineage: Eukaryota; Metazoa; Arthropoda; Insecta; Lepidoptera; Nymphalidae
Source: the annotation of a GenBank genome assembly